Messenger RNA from Centruroides sculpturatus (bark scorpion), 934 nucleotides. RefSeq names its product calcitonin gene-related peptide type 1 receptor-like. Bases 75 to 842 code for a protein of 255 amino acids. The transcript has 6 exons. Gene Ontology annotation, molecular function: G protein-coupled peptide receptor activity. Gene Ontology annotation, cellular component: plasma membrane. The record is from RefSeq and is a predicted model, not a curated record. Gene Ontology annotation, biological process: adenylate cyclase-modulating G protein-coupled receptor signaling pathway. NCBI's taxonomy places the organism in Eukaryota, Metazoa, Arthropoda, Arachnida, Scorpiones, Buthidae.
CAAAAAUAUAUUUCAUUUACAUCUUCAUAAGUGAAAUAUUUACUUAUAAAGUAUCGAUUAACGACGUUUCAAAAAUGGUAUUUUCGGCUUUGUUGACGAUAACUGUAUUAAGUACCCAACAAUCAGAAAAUUAUACAAGUUAUAUAGAGGAUUAUAAUGAGUCGACUGCCUCAUUAACAUCGAUUUUAUGUCGAAGUGAAAGAGGUGUUUCUUUGCCAUUUGACAUCUACAGAAGAGACACGUGUGCUCGAUGCUAUAAUUAUCUUCCAUCAUGGGCCUUUGUUGAUACUGAAUGGAGAUUUAUUUAUAAUUAUCGCACCGGUGCACUGAAAGAUCCAAGGUCAAAUAUAAGUUACUUAAUAGAUCCCGGGAAUUCGUCUCAUCCCAUAUUUGAUACGUUUAAAAAUAAAGUAUUUGUCUCAAAAUGGAUAGAAUGUUGUCGUGCCGCUGUUGCAUGCUGUCAGAAAAUGAUGAAGGAUCCCAUUCCUGUAAAUGAAACUCUUUAUUGCCCGAGAACAUGGGAUGGUUGGCAAUGUUGGACAGAUACUCCUUCGGGACAAGUUGCAAAAUCUGUUUGUCAAGAGCAUAUAUACUUCUCUAGCGAGCCGCCAUCGUGUCCAAGAUACGCUAUCAAAACUUGUAUGCCAAAUGGGAAAUGGUACUUACGCAAUUUUUAUAAAACUGAAUGGACUAAUUACAACGAAUGUGGAAGAGUUCAGGGAAUACUACGACUUCAAUAUUUUCACAUAGCGACAUACUGUAUAUCAAUAUUUUUCUUAAUACCGGCUAUAUUCAUUUUUAUCAUAUAUAAGUAUGUUUAUCAAAAUAAUAUUUAUUAUUAACAUUUUUAAAUAAAUUUUUAUACUAAAUCUAUUUAUAAUGUUUUAAAGACAACUGCAAGUAUAUCGCAUUACCAUGCAUAAAAAUCUCUUUG